AUGGCUGGAAAACUGAACAAAUUCGAAACUCCUAGCUCCGCCAGCUCAGAUAGUGACACGGAAUUGGCGCUGGAGUUGAGCGAGCAGGUGUUCCUGGAUGAAGAUGAGUACUCCACACGGGCACCAGCCUCUCCUACGACCGUACCCAAUGUGCGACCUUACAGGCCACCUUCCACAGGUUCAAACAUAAUGAAGUCGCCCCGAGCACGUCGCGUGCGCACCGCAUCAAUGUCACAAUCAAAUAAAAGAACCACAGCAGAAAGUAUACUGCAUGCUGACAGGAGAACUAUAUACACAGCUGGAAGACCGCCUUGGUAUAAUUGUACGGGUGGGCAGGAAGUGGAACCUUUUCUUAUAGGUAUAUGCGGCGCCAGUGCUUCAGGCAAGACAACAGUCGCAGCCAAGAUCAUAGAAUCUCUGAACAUACCCUGGGUCACCAUCGUCAGUAUGGACUCUUUUUACAAAGUGUUAAACGAAAAACAGCACAUAGCAGCGAACCGCAACGAAUACAACUUCGAUCAUCCGGACGCGUUCGACAUCGAGUUGCUUAUAUCGGUGCUGCAGCGGCUGCGUGAGGGCAAAAAAGUUGAGGUCCCCAUAUACAACUAUGUUACGCAUUCCAGGGAAAACAGGACUAAAACGAUGUACGGCGCGAACGUGAUCAUCUUCGAGGGUAUCCUGGCCUUCUACAACGCGGAGGUCACCAACAUGUUGGACAUGAAGGUGUUUGUUGACACCGACGCUGAUAUACGACUGGCUAGAAGACUACGGAGAGACAUAGUGCAGCGCGGUCGGGACCUGGAGGGUGUUUUGAAGCAGUACAUGACCCACGUGAAGCCAGCCUACCAGAGUUAUAUCGCGCCCUGCAUGGCCCAUGCUGACAUCAUCGUGCCCAGAGGGGGUGAGAACAAGGUGGCCAUUCAUCUGAUAGUGCAGCACGUUCACAAGCAACUGCAGUUGCGAGGAUUCAAAGUCCGUGAGAAGUUAGCCAUCGCUCACAUUGGUCAGCCCGUACCUGACUCGUUAUAUGUUCUCAAAGAAACACCUCAGGUGGAUGGUCUCCACACGUUCAUCAGGAACAAGGAUACGCCUCGGGACGAGUUCGUGUUCUACUCCAAACGUCUGAUGCGGCUCGUCAUAGAGUUCGCUCUCUCCUUGCUUCCGUACUCUGACGUCACCGUCGACACUCCACAGGGAUUUACUUAUAAAGGUCGUAAAUGCGACGUGGAGAAGAUCUGCGGUGUGUCCAUCUUGCGAGCCGGCGAGACAAUGGAGCAGGCCGUCUGCGACAUCUGCAAGGAUAUACGCAUCGGCAAAAUACUCAUACAGACCAACCAGGCCACUGGAGAACCUGAGCUGUACUACCUGCGGCUGCCGAAGGACAUAAAGGACUACCGCGUGAUCCUGAUGGACGCGACGGUGGCGACGGGCGCGGCCGCCAUCAUGGCCAUCCGCGUGCUGCUCGACCACGACGUGCCCGAGCACAACAUCAGCCUCGUGUCGCUGCUCAUGGCCGAGAUCGGCGUGCACAGCAUCGCCUACGCCUUCCCGCAGGUUAAAAUCGUGACGUCAGCGUUAGACCCAGAGAUCAACGAAAAGUUCUACGUACUGCCCGGCAUAGGGAACUUCGGCGACCGGUACUUCGGCACCGAGCCCUCCGACGACGACUGA
Molecule: messenger RNA, 1671 nt
Organism: Arctia plantaginis
Lineage: Eukaryota; Metazoa; Arthropoda; Insecta; Lepidoptera; Erebidae
Source: the annotation of a GenBank genome assembly